CUGGUAUCUGAGUGAUUCCCAGGGCCCAGCAAAGGGAUCAAGUUUCCAGAGCCCUGAAGACAAGGGGUAACACACCAAAAUACGGACUCAUUUUCCACUCCACCUUCAUUGGCCAAGCAGCUGCCAAGAACAAACGCCGCAUCUCUCGAUACCUGGCAAACAAAUGCAGUAUUGCCUCACGAAUCGAUUGCUUCUCUGAGGUUCCCACAAGUGUAUUUGGGGAGAAGCUUCGAGAACAAGUUGAGGAACGGUUGUCCUUCUAUGAGACUGGAGAGAUUUCGCGGAAGAAUCUGGAUGUCAUGAAGGAAGCCAUGGUUCAGGCAGAGGAGGCAGCUGCUGAGACUGCUAGGAAACUGGAGAAACAGGAGAAGAAACGCUUGAAGAAGGAAAAGAAACAACUGGCUGCGCUUGCCCUUGCUUCUUCAGAAAACAGCAGUAGUACUCAGGAGGAGUGUGAGGAGACAGCUGAAAAACCCAAAAAGAAGAAAAAGCAAAAGCCCCAGGAGGUUCCUCAGGAGAAUGGAAUGGAAGACCACCCAUCUAUCUCUGUCUCCAAACCCAAGAAAAAGAAAUCUUUUUCCAAGGAAGAGUUGGUUAGUAGUGAUCUUGAGGAGGCGGCCACUGUCAGCAUAAGCCUUCCCAAGAAGAAAUCUUCACCAAAGGAGGAAGCAGUAGUCAGUGAUCCCGAAGAGACAGGCAACAAGAGUGUCUCUAAGAAGAAAAGGAAACUCUCUUCCAAGGAGGAGACAGUCAGCAGCGGGCCUGAAGAGGCUGCUGGCAGCAAGAGCAGCUCCAAGAAGAAGAAGUUCCACAAAGCGCCCCAGGAAGAUUAG
Propithecus coquereli (Coquerel's sifaka) is the source of this 833-nucleotide messenger RNA. Its product is annotated as nucleolar protein 56-like. The record is from RefSeq and is a predicted model, not a curated record. NCBI's taxonomy places the organism in Eukaryota, Metazoa, Chordata, Mammalia, Primates, Indriidae. The transcript has a single exon. Bases 300 to 833 code for a protein of 177 amino acids.